AUGGCGGGCAUUGGCUUGAGGCGCGAGGUGCUGGCGCUCUACCGAGACGCGCUGCGCGUGGCGAGGGCCUUCCCGGAGCGCAGCAUGGGCCGCAAGCUGCAGUACAACGCGAGGGAGCUGCUGCGCCUGAGACAGCGCGAGCGCAGCGAAGCGCGCAUUCAGAGGCACGUGGCGGAGGGGCGGGACGCGCUGGAGGUGUACCGAGUGCUGCAGAACGACCCCGAGCUGCUCACGGCCAUCACCAGGAAGAAAAGACCGGCUGCUUCAAGCUAG
Molecule: messenger RNA, 273 nt
Organism: Phytophthora sojae
Lineage: Eukaryota; Oomycota; Peronosporomycetes; Peronosporales; Peronosporaceae
Exons: 1
Coding region: 1-273 (90 amino acids)
Source: RefSeq, a predicted model, not a curated record